AUGGUAGAUCGACUUUUAAUGCACGAUACUCUUGUAUUUUUAGAAACAACUUCUAAUGGAAACCUCGAAAUUGUUGCAGAUAACUAUUCUUCUGUAGGUCCAUUUGUUAGUGAAAACAAUUUAAGGACUUUAGAUGCUAAUUAUUUAUUAGAAAACACUUCAAUAUCGAACGCUGGACCCAUUUCACGAUAUAAUGCACUUGUUGCCUCAGGAAUGGUAAGAGAAGAUUCAUUUCAACGUAGCAUUGUAAAUAUUUUACAAGAUAUGCACGAUCGUCUAUUGAAUUAUGAUCCACCACUUAUUACUGAUGCAACAGAUGAAGUAGAUAGUGGAUCAGUUUUUGGCAAGAUAUUUAAAUUAUUUGGCGCACUAUCUAAAAGUAGAACUAUUAAUAGUCCAAAAGGAUUAUAUCUAUAUGGGGAUGUAGGAUCAGGAAAAACCAUGUUGAUGGAUCUUUUCUACGAUACUUUACUAACGAAACGUAAACGUCGUGUACAUUUUCAUGCUUUUAUGCUAGAUGUACAUGAUCGUAUUUAUCGUUUGAAACAAGCAAAUUAUGAAACUUACGAUCCAAUACCACGAAUUGCAACAGAUCUAGCAAACGAUGCAAUAAUUCUUUGUUUUGAUGAAUUUCAAGUAACAGACAUUGCAGAUGCUAUGAUUUUACGUCGUCUUUUUGAUGAAUUAUUUAGUCGUGAUGUGGUUAUUGUAACUACUUCAAAUAGACACCCUGAUGACCUUUAUAAAAAUGGAAUACAACGAAAAAGUUUUAUUCCGUGCAUUGAACUUAUAAAACAAAAAUGUCAAAUUCAAACGCUUGAUUCUGGUGAAGAUUAUCGUAAACUUGCAAGAGAAACAACUCGAGCUUACUUUUAUCCAUUGAAUUCUCAAACUUCAGAAUCCAUAAAUAAUAUAUUUAAAACGUUAACAAAAAAUGAUCAUGUUACGAAAAGAAAAUUGAGAUUUCUUGGUAGAUCUUUAAUUGUACCGGAAUCAUGUAAUGAUAUAGCGAAAUUUACUUUUCGAGAAUUGUGUUGUCGAUCUUUAAGUUCAGCUGAUUAUUUAGAAUUAAUGAAAUAUUAUAAUGUAAUUAUUUUAACUAAUAUUCCACAAAUGAAUUUUGCAUUAAGAAAUGAAGCAAGAAGAUUUAUUACACUUAUUGAUGCUUUAUAUGAUAAAAAGGCAAUAUUAAUUUGUUCGGCAGAUACACCAAUUCAUGAUUUAUUCAAUGAAAAAUCUCCAUUGCAUCCCGAAGGUAUCCAGCAUACGAUAUUUGGUGAUGUUGAAUUUCAUUUGGGUAAAGAUGAACAAAACGAAAAUUUGCCUAUAUUUACGGGUGAGGAAGAAAAGUUUGCUUUUAAAAGAGCAAUUUCAAGAUUAACUGAAAUGCAAGGAGAAGAAUGGAUGAAGAAAGUUAUAUUAAGAAUUAGAUCCUCUGGAAAAAUUAAUGGUACUAGAUAA
Messenger RNA from Rhizophagus irregularis DAOM 181602=DAOM 197198, 1461 nucleotides. Lineage: Eukaryota; Fungi; Glomeromycota; Glomeromycetes; Glomerales; Glomeraceae. The record is from RefSeq and is a predicted model, not a curated record.